AUGUUGUAAAAGGAAGGAACUUAAUAGGCAAAAUGACGUCCGAAGAUUCCACAGGUGCUGCAUACAACAUUCUGACAAAUAGCAUGUAUUCAUCGGCAGAGUUUGAACACGAAUUGUUAUCUGGUAGAGACGACUUGAGUAGCGAAAACUGCAAACCUGAGGCACUUUUACAGGCAGUUGUGUUUGUCGAAGAUGCUGUCCAAUUUAGAAGUAUUUACCAUAAAGUUGAUAUCAAAUCACUUUGGUACUACCGAUUAUAUUAUUCGCCAAUUGUACAAUGGAUUAUUAGUUCAGCUAUAUGUGUCAUUCUUCUAUUGGCAUUUUUUGAGUUCCCAUCAUCCCUAACGACAGGCUGGAGUUCUGAUCCUAGGUACAGAAAGGAACGUAUUGAAGCGCCAUGUGGCUUGACAGAAAGCAUUGAACUUGUCUGUCUCCUUAUUUUUGUUGCAGAUAUUUGGAUGAAGGCAUACCUGAUUGGCAACAAGCAGUUUAUGAAGCAGAAGUGGUUGUUUGCAUAUGUCUUAGUGAUUGUAGCAUCCUUAAUUGAUUGGAUUGUUUCUGUCCACACUGCUUGUAACGAGAUCAUCCGUUUCAGGCGUCUAUUAAGACCAUUUUUUCUCCUUCAAAAUUCAUCUCUUAUGAAGAAGACCGUGAGGAGUAUAAAAAGGACUUUGCCAGAAGUUUUUAGUGUUAUUUUGUUAGUGGUGCUACAUUUAUACUUCUUUACCAUGGUUGGCAUUAUCAUAUUCUCUGCACAGACAUCAUCUUCCAGUGUGGGCAACUCAACCGAUACCGACAACGGUAAUAAAACCAACGAAGAUAAGUUCUUUAGUUCAAUUGGUAGAGGAUACAGGAGCUUACUGGUGUUGCUAACUACAGCAAACAACCCCGAUGUUAUGAUGCCAGCUUAUAUUGAAAAUAGGAUGUAUGCAUUGUUCUUCAUAAUCUUUCUUUCAAUUGGACUUUACUGUUUCUUUAAUAUGCUUACUGCUGUUAUAUACAACCAGUUCCGUGGAUAUUUACAAAGUUCCAUGCAGGCAAGUUUCUUCCGACGAAGAUUAGGAAUUCGCGCUGCAUUUGAAAUUAUGAGACGACAAGGAAAAAUAUCAUUUACAGUAAGACAAAUUAGAAAUACUGUUCCCGUGAGCAUGGUCAAGUCAGUUAUUUUACAAGUUAAAAUGAAGAAAGUUUUCAAAACAGCCAUAAUAAGGGAACUUGAUGAUAAAAUGGGAGGCUUUGUAACAUCAAUAGACUUCUGUCAUCUUUUUGACGUUCUAGACAAAAACCUAAAAGUUAAAAAGGUAAAACUUAACAUGCUUUUUUGUCCAUUUCUGAGGAAAGUGCAAUCAUGCAUUUCACAUCGAUAUUUCACCUACUUUGGCAGUUUUAUAGCGGUCAUUAAUGUCAUCUGUAUCACAAUUGAAAUGGGACUCGAAAAGAAAGAAGAAAAGAAAGCAGGCUUAAUUGCUGCCAUGAAUUUUCUUUUCAUCAUUUAUUAUAUUGUGGAAUUGAUACUAAAGAUCUGGAUAUUAGGUUGGCGUAAAUACUUCUCAUCAAAACUAAACAUAGCAGAUUUUGCGGUAGUUAUCUCUUUAUUUGUAAUAGAAGUUGCAUAUGCAUCUUCGAUUGGUAAACCAUUUGCCAUUACAGAGAGUCUGGGUGAAAGUUAUGAUCUCUUUGUAUUAUCUCGCAUAAUAAAUUUACUGAUUUUAGUCCGACUCUUUAGAAUUAUUACACAUAUUAAACCUAUGGCAAUUGUGGCCUGGACUACCGUGGAUCUGAUCAAGAACCUAAGAGCUUUUGCGGGAAUUCUAGUGGUUAUCUACUAUUUCUUUGCCAUUCUUGGAAUCCAGCUUUUUUAUGAUAAAAUUACCUAUGAAAAGCGAGAUCCUGAAAGAAUGCGUAAGUGUGGUACAUAUGAGCAGUUGAACUACUGGGCCAAUAAUUUUGAUGAUUUUGCUAUGGUAUCAGAUUUAUUUCAUCUGCUGGUACUUUGUGUCAGUUUUAGUAUGUCUCAAUCUCUUCGCAGCAUUGAUAAUUGAGAAUUUUAUCACCAAAUGGGAUCGUUAUCAUCUUCAAGAAAGGGAAGACCAGCAAACGAUGUACAUGCUGAAUGUCCAUGCAAUGUUUAGGCCUGACUUAAAGGAGCCAUCAGAUGACGAUCUCAUGAAUGCACUGCAGAGUCAUCAACACCUGAACAUAAAUUAGCACAAAGUAUUCAGAGGAUACAGGUUGGCUCUUCAUGUUAAUUGCUUACAAAUGUUUCAUGUUUAUCAUACUUGAUGAUGCAUUAUGUGCUGGUGCUUGAUAGAAAUCAUUUGUUUCCUACCAAAUGUUGGCACAGUUCUAUUGUGGCAACCAUACAAUGAUGUUCCUAUGUGUCGUAGUCAUUUUUGGAAGUUUUUUCAUCAUGCAGUCGGGGAGUGCAAUGCCUUUGGUUAUGCAGACUUUUUUUUCCAGUAUUGGACGCAAUUCAUAAUUUGAUUUUUGACUACUUAUCUGACGCAUGUCAAGAGGUUUUUGACUUCAGUUGCAAACAUCGUGGAGGAUUUAAAGUGGAACGCAAGACAUUUUUGAUACCUAAUUGUGUACUGUAUAUUUGUCAAAUUUUGCAAUUAUUAACAUGACAUCUUCGAAAACUUACAAUUUUGUUUCGCUCAACAUGGUUAACAAUCCGUUGUUGUUCGGUAAUUAUUGCUUGUGCUACCUAGUGCCAGCUAAUACUACACUAGUCAAUUUUUGCUAGCGAUAUUUUGUAAUGUCAGAUCGUUCCCUCAUAAUCCACGGAUUAAUAGUUGCAGAUAGCGAAAUCGUUUUUAAAUUUCUAGCGCGUCGAACUGUCAGAGGUGACAUCAUUAGUAAUUAUAUUUUCAAAAUUAGCAGUUAAGUUUGUAAUCAAGGUGUGGAGAUAAUUUAAUUUUGAUAAAAAUUUGCUGUUUUAUAAAUUUUAAUAAAUGAAUGUUUUUGCAACAUGAGUAAUAUUAGUUAUUAGUUUGUUUUAUUAUUUUAAACCAUGCAGGUAAUGGAAACAUUGAUUAUUGAAUAAUCAAUAAUAAUAAUAACAAUAAUAAUUAUAAUAAUAAUAUUUUUUUAUAACAUCUCUGAUAAAAUUUAAGCUAAGAGAUGUGAGUCCCUUUCCUCCUAUAAGCAUACAGUGAACUAAAACUAGGGAGAAGUACAGAUUUUUGUGUUUCAAUGUUUUUUAUUUUAAUGAAUAGUUAUUCAAUUUGUUAUUUUCUUUGCUGGGAUCUGCGGAGGACCAAGGAUUUUAUCCCUGAGCAGUUUCCCAGGGUAAAUGAUAAAGGAAAGAAAAAAAGAAAAUAAUCUACACACUGAAGCACUUUAAAUUGUUUAUAUAUUCAUGUUCACAUCCAUAAACAUUUAAGAUUUAAUUACUUUGUUUUCAGUCCUUAUGAAAUACCAAAGUUUUCAUUUUUGUUUUAAAGACUCCCUUUUUGUUUCAAGGAUCCUAUUAUAAAUCCAUCAAGGUGAUGUAUAUCCAUCUCAGAUAGAGGGCAUAUGCCUGCCCACACAUUUCUCUGUGAAUUGUUGUGGUUAGUUAUUUUGUGUCGCUUGGUACCGGCCUGGUACCAGAUGAGUCCAUUUUUUUUUCAAGCGAUUAUUUCGCAAUAUCAGAUCAGUAUAAUCCACAGAUCAACAGUUGCAGAUGGUAAAUUAAUUUUUCAAGUUUUAGCGUGUUAACUACGAAAUCUGUGUUAUUCAAAUCUUUGUUAUUCGUUCAUUAAUUCUGUUGCAAUAAGGAGGAGUUAAACCAAAAUAUUAGUCAAACAAUAAAAAUGGACAUAAACAGUAUUUUGAUAGAUAUUUGAUUUAUAUAUCUGUAGAGCAUUAUAUCUGUCACUCACAUUGUAUUUUAAUAUAAUUAACAAAGAAAUUAAUUGAAUAAAUUGAAAUAAAUUAGUAUUUAAUUGCUAAUAUGCAUUCAUUUUGCUGUUAUGUGCAGUUUGAGCAAAAGAUCUGUCCACAAUCAGGUUUUAUGUAACAAUGAGUGUCAU
Messenger RNA from Anneissia japonica, 4016 nucleotides. RefSeq names its product two pore calcium channel protein 2-like. Gene Ontology annotation, cellular component: lysosomal membrane. Lineage: Eukaryota; Metazoa; Echinodermata; Crinoidea; Comatulida; Comatulidae. Gene Ontology annotation, biological process: transmembrane transport; monoatomic ion transport. Gene Ontology annotation, molecular function: monoatomic ion channel activity; voltage-gated channel activity. The record is from RefSeq and is a predicted model, not a curated record.